Messenger RNA from Marchantia polymorpha subsp. ruderalis, 4415 nucleotides. Lineage: Eukaryota; Viridiplantae; Streptophyta; Marchantiopsida; Marchantiales; Marchantiaceae. The record is from the annotation of a GenBank genome assembly.
AGUUUGCUUCCAUACGCAUUUUACUUCAGCGAGAUAAAAUCUGAAUCGCGGUGAUUGACUCGUCGGAUAACAAGACGGGGACAAUCAGAGCGCGGGGGAAUCUUGGGGGGGUUGGAACCAGACGAGAAAACGACGAUGAAGAGUGUGGAUAAGAUACGCGUUGACUCCAGAGUGGUGGGGGUACCAAGAGGUCAAACCAAACUCGAUGGACGGGAGGGAUCACUGGGAUGAGAAGGGUUGACAAACGGGUCCUUAUACAGUCGACGUCAGCAGUGCAUCCCCACUUGUUGGGCUCGAUCGUGCUCAGAGAUAACACUGUAAGAAGUAAAGGUGAAGGUGAAUGGAUGGAUGGUCGAGAACACGAAUGACAGAAAAUGCCAGUGGGAGUUAUUUCGAGUGAGAUUGAAGGUUGUCCGAAAGUCAACCUCUUCGGUUGUACAACGACGUAAUGGCUUGUACUGCAGAUGGCACUUUAAUCCUCGCAGCUUCGUGGCCUAGCAGGACAAUGAAUGUGACGUCCCACCUCUCACUUCCGCUGGCCAGGUCUUACGAUCACGAGUUGAGAGAAACUCCUGCAAUGCCUCCGUAGUGAUUAGAACAGUCAGGGUCCACGGUCUACACGUGUUGACUCAACUCCUCCUCCUCCUCCUCCUACUGCGAGAAGAGCAGCAGCUCAUUCUCUGGCACAACCACGCAGAGAAAGGGAGAGGGAUUCUGCGAGACAUUUUCGACCGAGUUGCACAAUGUGGGCAAGACGUUGGAGCUCUGUGCUCCUGUUUAUUGUUUUCUUCUGCUGGAGAUCGCUGCAAGCAAGGGCUCAACCAGGAUUUCACAGUGUAGAUUGUGGUGGUGGGAGCAAUUAUACUGAUGAUUUAGGAAUCGCCUGGUCUGCCGAUGAAUAUUAUAUAGGAACAGGGGUAGACACAGUCAUAGACCUCAGUGAAGCCAAUCUGGGCCCUGACGCUGCACAGAAUGGUCCCAAAUUGCAGACACUCCGGUACUUUCCGGGACCUGCUGACAAAAGCUGCUAUACCUUCAAGGUCUCGACAAGCAUUCCGCACUUGAUUCGCUUUAUGUUUUUGGGCGGAAACUUCACUUCUGGACUUACCCAGCCUGCGAGUUUCUCUGUGUCUAUCGCAACCCUUCACUUGCUAGACAUCCAAGUUUCUGAUCCUUGGACGCCCAUCAUCAGGGAGGUCACAUUCGUUCCCAUAACUGAGAACUUCGCCAUAUGCUUUCAGCGGGGCCCAUCUCAUGUUCCUUUCGUCUCUUCGUUGGAACUUCGCCCUCUUCCUAUCUCUUAUUACCAGCUGAGUAUUGAGAGUAUCGUGCUCACCAAUAUUGUGAGAAUUGAUUGCGGUCGCAAAUCCGGAAGUCCAGUUAUCAGGUACCCGGACGAUCUACAAGACCGCCUCUGGGCAUCUGACCCGAAGAAUUUGUCCAUCAAGAGCAUUGCCAACAAUAACGCGAUAAUUGACAACAGAUUGUACUACGACACUGAAGCGCCCAUUUCAGUUCUUCAAUCGGCUUGGAGCGAUAGCAGAAUUACCCUGCUGCAGGAAUAUGAUCCUUCCCAGACGACGAGCGCGGUCCAACUGUACUAUAUAUUGCUUUAUUUCGUCGAGAUCGCUGAAACUAAUUCCACAGACGUCAGGGAAGUCAUGGUGUACCUUGAUAAGGAUCCAUUGAAGGUGAACCCUUUGAGAGUGAACCGUUCGACCUAUUCGACAUUUCAGUUUGGUCUUCCUCUCCUCCUCCAAGCAACCCAAGCGCUAACCAUCAACCUGACGAUCGUUCCAUCCGAAGACUCGACCCUGGGGGCAAUUUUGAAUGCUGUGGAGAUUUACAGUCUUAUAAACUUUACUUACGACCAGGUUACCUCGACAGUUGAUGUAACUACUAUCGAAGCCAUCAAGCUCAAGCUCAAUCUUACCCAGUACGAGGGUGACCCUUGCUUACCAUGGGCUUACAAUUGGUUGGGCUGCAGCGAUCCAGCCGUCACAGGGACAUCCAGUGUCACUCAGCUGAAUUUGUCGAACAUGAGCUUGAGUGGUCCAAUACUGCCAGAAAUUGUCAAACUUUCCGAACUCACAGACGUGGCGCUGGAUAAUAACAAUUUGACAGGAACGAUUCCUGACCUCAAGAGUCUGACCAAACUUCAAACUUUGCGAUUGCAGAACAACAGUCUCGGUGGUAAAAUCCCUGACACCUUGGGGCUUAUACCAAAUCUUACAAUUUUGAAUCUCGACAACAACUUGUUCGAGGGGGGAUUGCCACCACGUCUUCAGGACAAGAUUGACUUCGGCGUGCUGGCUCUCUCGGUUGUCAAUAACCCCUACCUUUGCUUCGGAGGAAAUCUCUGCCUACAACCUGGCAGUCCGGUACCAUCUUCUGCAGCGGUCUCGGAUAAGGGCAGCUCAAAAAUUGGUAUUAUAGUUGGCGCAAUUGCAGGAGCCGUGGUCGUGGUACUGCUACUGAUGCUGUUUGUGUGUCGGAAAUGCCUCAAGGAUUCGCAUCCAAAGAACUGGGGACUACCACUACUUGCGAAGGUGAAUCAGCCCACAUCUUUCACGUGGGCGGAGGUGACGACUAUUACACACGAUUUCGUCAAAGUGCUCGGUAGAGGUGGCUAUGGACUGGUUUACUCAGGAACACUGGCUAAUGGUGAGCAUGUGGCUGUGAAAGUGAACAAGGAGAAUACCAGAAAUAGCAGAGAUCAGUUCCUUAACGAGGUGUCCCUUCUGUCAAGAAUUCACCACAGGCACAUCGUUGACUUUAUUGGCUUCUGUAAUGAAGGAAACCAUGAAGUUCUCAUCUACGCGUUCAUGGCCGAAGGAACCUUGGAGGAACACAUCCGCGGUGACGGAGAACAGAGCUCAAGCAGGGCUCCACUUGACUGGAAAAAACGUCUAAAUAUUAUCCUCGAUGCAAGCAAAGGACUCGAGUACCUUCACCAUUCCUGUAGUCCACCAAUCAUUCAUCGGGACGUCAAGACCGCCAACAUACUCCUGACUGAGACUCUAAUUGGAAAGGUUUCCGACUUUGGCAUCUCUAAGCCCACCAGAGAAGAAGACAGAAAUGUUGGAGUUAUGACAGCCGUGAAGGGUACCUUCGGCUACCUCGAUCCACAAUACUUCCAAGAUGGUCUUCUUAAUCAGAAGAGCGACGUUUACAGCUUCGGAGUCGUUCUGCUAGAAGUUAUCACCGGAAAGUCUCCAAGGACUAUUCAGUUUCCAAACAGUACAGCAUUGAAUCUUAAAGAGUGGGUGGAGAUUUCAAUGCGAAGUGACGAUAUCGAGAGCAUAACUGAUCCCAAAUUGGGUCGAGACUUCGACAGAGAGUCAGUGUGGAAAGUGGCGGAACUCGCUUUGAAGAGCUUAAUUGAAGUGCGGGAUAAAAGGCCGGAAAUGUCGCGAGUGGUUGAAGAUUUGACUCAUGCUUUGGAGAUCGAAAACAGGCGCACCAGCACCGGCACCAGCACCGAUGCUGGGGCUCCCGUCCCUCCAUCGGGACCUCGAGGCUUUUCCUCCAGAUCUUCCUCUGGCAGCGUUGCCACCUUCUCCACUUACAGCAUCGCGGCCAGGUAGGCGCGCAGGGCAUCCGUCCGUCCGUCCGUCCGUCCUUCCAUCCAUCCAUCACAUAGAAUCUUCGUCGUCCCACCGAUGCCAACACGUCGAUUCUCUUCCAGUGGUGGGGAAGGUUUACGACAGAUGCAACCAGCAAUCGGUAAAGGAUUACAGAUUUAGCUGCUAAGCUUGAUUAUAAUACAUUUAAGUGAAGGAAUUCUUGAAAAUCUGUCCACUAAUUUAAAGUCUUUCGGUCGUAGACGACCCCCAAAUGUCUGACCUCCAGGAUUCUAUGAGAAUUAGAGGUUCGAGAAACUUCUCACUUACAACGAGCGUCCGUCUGUCCGUCCGUCCGUCCGGGGCCGGCAGGACGAAGUCGUCCGUGCAAGACGCUCGUUUCUUCUUCGUUCGGUUAGUUGGUCUCUGCCAAUUGCAAAUUAUCAGAACUGCGGUUCUUUAUUUCAGACGAGAUCUGUCACGAAACUGUCAACGUCGUCAUCGCUUUACUGCGUAAAAGAUGGUGUCUCAGACGUCCCCUUUACCUAUCGAAUACUGAAUGGAGGCCCUCGAUUUUUGGCUACUGGUGAAGUACGAACGGCGGACCGUGACAGUCACAGACACAGGCCUAUGGGGACUUUAAGACCAACCGCUUUUUCGUCAGUCGAGGGUCAUCAACUUGCAGAGACCAAUGUUACCACUUCACAUCGACACAGCUCACCUGAAUGUAGUUUAUAUGGAGUUAGAACCACCGGUUUAUUUAAAUUACAUGAGCAUUUACACGCUUACGGAUGAAGGGCAAGCUUACAAUAUUUCGAGAUCCUUUGCUAUUAAUGAAUGACUGUUAUUUUA